Messenger RNA from Fraxinus pennsylvanica, 798 nucleotides. The record is from the annotation of a GenBank genome assembly. Lineage: Eukaryota; Viridiplantae; Streptophyta; Magnoliopsida; Lamiales; Oleaceae.
AUGCUAUCUUCUCCCAAUUCUCAUUCAUAUAGUCUUCAACAGCAAAGGCAGCAACGACUAAUGCAGCAGCAAUUAGCUUCUUCUUCUCAGUUUCAUCAGAAUUCAAUGGGAUUGAACCCACAACAGAUGUCUCAAAUGGUACAACAGCAACAACAAAUGAGCCAUUCCCAGAUGAACCAGCAACCACAACUGCUUUCGCACGACCAGCCGCAGCAGCAGCAGCAGCAGCCACAACCUCUUUCGUAUCAGCAGCAGCAGUCUCCAAAAAUGGUGGCUCUCGGAGGCCAGAAAUCUGUUAGUUUGACGGGAUCUCAGCCGGAUGAUACUGCAUCCGGAAAUACUACCCCAGGAGGGAGUUCAAGCCAAGGGACUGAGGCUAGCAAUCAGCUCCUGGGGAAGAGAAAGAUACAAGAUCUAGUUUCACAGUUGGAUCCUCAUGGAAAGCUGGACCCCGAAGUUGAAGAUCUUCUUUUAGAGAUGGCUGAUGAUUUCAUUGAUUCGGUUACAUCAUUUGCUUGCACCCUGGCAAAGCAUCGGAACUCUUCAACUCUGGAAGCCAAAGAUGUACAGCUGCAUUUAGAGAAAAACUGGAAAUUGACCAUUCCAGGGUACUCUAGCAAAGAUGACAAACACCUCACAGAGCAUUUACCAAGUGAAGUCCACGAAAAGCGUCUGGAUGUGAUACAUAGUUCAGUGGAGCAUUCCCCAUCGGAGGCAGGUACAAAUAAUGCUAGGCUGAUGGGCACUGGGCAGACAGGAGCCCGGCAAUCCAGCUGGUCCAAGCCACAUGUUAAAUGA